AUGAUUGAUGCUGGAUCUCAACAAGUUUCUAUUAUUAACAAUAAGAUAGAAACAACAGCAAACAUUAUAAAAAAGAAUGAUCAAGUUAAGUUACCAAUCCGUUUGAACAGUUCCGUUGUCAUUCCACCUAAUGAUAAUUUAUCUGUUCAAAUAUCUACUGAUAUUUCAACCGGCUCCCUUCUGUUUUAUCCGUCGUUUAAUUUCAAACAACAACUUCCUAUUCUUUUAUGUAAUAAUAUUUUGAAAAUUCAACGUUAUCAAGGCACUAUUUCUCUUCAAAAUCCUUUUUCGUUUCCAUAUUAUUUACAUAAAGGUACAAGACUAGGACUAGCCACCCUUCCAGCAACAUCGCCAAUCCCUCCAUCCUCUUCUAUCAUUGCCCACACUGCGCUUGAUCAAUCGAUAUCACAAACUAACAUCGAUAAUCUUCUAUGUCAUCUUCAAGACCCUAAACAAACUUCUAUAUUAAAAGAACAAUUUCUUCGUUACGAUGCAAUCUUUGACACAUCGAAACCAACAGUUGCUAAGACCGUUAUUCAACAUGCGAUUAACACCAUCGAACAUCCACCACCUUGCUCAAAAUCUUAUGCGUUUUCGCAUGCGAAACAAGAAGCUUUAUAUGAAGUUAUUAACUCAUUACUUAAAUCAGGCCGUAUACGAGAGUCACAUUCGUCAUACUCCGCUCCUGCACUACUAGUGGAGAAAAAAGAUAAAUCAUGGAGAUUGGUUAUUGAUUAUAAAAAACUUAAUUCCAUCACAAUCGAAGAUGAGUUUCCCCUUCCUAAUAUGGAAAAUACCUUACAGGAAGUGGGAGGCGGAUUUUCGUUUUUUUCGAAGCUCGAUUUGAAAUCAGGCUUUUGGCAAUUACUCAUUGAAGAAACAUAUAAACAUAAAACGGCAUUUAAAAGCCCAUUUGGUCUCUUUGAAUGGAACGUUUUGUCACAGGGUAAAACUAACUGUUUGCCAGAUUAUUUAUCUCGCUAUCCAAUUGAAUUCAAUGACCCUGAUCUUCUUGAUCCAAAUUAUGGUCUUGAAAUUACACCAUCUGCUAUUGAUUCCACUGUGAUUCGGUUACAGCCUUCCAUAGCGACAGUGGCCGCAGUUACAACCAGACUUCAGAAUGGACCAUUUCAAAUUAUUGCCAUCGAUUUCGUUGGCCCACUCAAUCGCACACCAUCAGAAAAUCGAUAUGUUCUCGCCAUCACAGAUUUAUUUACACGUUGGGUCACAGCCGUAGCUUUACCAAACUGCACGGCGACAGUGACCGCAGAGACACUAUUUAAGAACUAUAUUUGCCGUUAUGGAGUACCAACCACAAUUUUAAGCGACAAUGGACCCCAUUUUCGAAAUCAGUUACUUCAAUCACUCGAAUAUAAAAUUGGAAUUCAUCAUAUUUUUUCAUCUCCAUAUCAUCCACAAUCUAAUGGUGUUAUUGAACGUUUCAACGCAACAUUUAUUCCACAAAUUGCCAAGCUCCAAGAUGCAGAAUAUAAUAACUGGGAUGAGUAUCUAGAUGCUGUAUUUGGACGAAAGCCUCGAUUGCCGACAGAUUCAUAUCAACCGCAAUUGACUUUCAUCAAAAUAAAUGAUUAUUUAGCACAACUGGAAAAGUCAUUGAAGAUCCAUCACAAAUAUGCAAAAGAUAACAUUCUUAAACAACAACAUCAUUCUAGAUUACGUUAUAACAAACAUCGUCAAUAUCCCCAUAUUUCUAUCGGGGAUCCUGUGCUCAUGAGAGUACAAGGGUCUCGUACAAAGUUGGAACCUUAUUUCCAUCCAGUUCCAAAAGUAAUUGUCAUGGUUCUUCAUCCCACUUAUAUCGUGAAAGAUCCAGAAACACAAGAAGAAUAUCAAAUUCAUGUCAAUGAUCUCCGUUCUUUCUCGGAGGCUAAAUUUCAAUAA
This is a messenger RNA of Didymodactylos carnosus, 1902 nucleotides long. Lineage: Eukaryota; Metazoa; Rotifera; Eurotatoria; Philodinida; Philodinidae. The record is from the annotation of a GenBank genome assembly.